GGGCCAGGGCCAAUAUACCCCUCCCACCCACAAAUGAGGAGGGUUGGCAACGACGGGCCAACAACAGGUUGAGGAGCAGCACCUAAGCAAAAGCGCACAACAAAUCAAAAGCAAAUGCCAGAGCAAAAGCAACAGCAGAAAGAAGCAGCAAAAUAAAACAGAGAAAAUCACCAAAACCGCAGAAACAGCCAAGCAGAGGCCAGCCUAAAGAGAGCGGCAGACCGACCGACCGACCGGGCAGGCAGCCGUGAGAGUAAAAGAGGGAAGAGAGAAAUCCAAUCAACAAAAAAGAAAAACAAAAACCAAACGCAAUCGCAGCAGCAGCAGAAGCAGAAGCAAAAUGUUACAAAACUCGAACGCAGCUGCAGCGGCACAGGCAGCGGCGCAGGCUGCGUCGGCGGUGGCCACACCAUCGACUGCAGCAGCAGCAGCAGCGGCGGCGGCGGCUAAUAAUGCCGCAAUUGCCGCCUCAUCCAUACAGCCGAAGCUGAUUGUCAUACGAAGGCGUCCGAAUCAGGGCUUCGGCUUUACGCUGCGUCACUUUAUUGCCUAUCCACCGGAAGAUGAUGCCAACGCAGCGGCGGCGGCGGCGGCAGCGUCAGCCGGCGUCACCAGCUGGUCACAGGAAGCAUCCACUGGAGGUGGCAGCAACAGCAACAGACACAGCCACAGCGGCAGCAGCAGCAGCAAUAGCAACAGCAACAACAGCAAUAGCAACAGCAACAGCGCUGCCGGAAUGGAGCCACCAACAUCACCGACAUCGCUGCCGCCAUACCAGGUGAAAGCGAUGGAGACCAUUUUCAUCAAAGAGGUACAGGCGAACGGACCGGCCCACUAUGCGAACCUCCAGACGGGCGACCGUGUGCUGAUGGUCAACAAUCAGCCGAUAGCUGGCAUUGCCUACAGCACCAUCGUUUCGAUGAUCAAGCAAACGCCGGCGGUGCUCACGCUGCACGUUGUACCCAAGGAAUGCGAUGUGCUACAAAUGCACUAUACGAGCAUUGCCCAUACGCCGGAAUCGAAUCGGUUGACAAUGUCAACGCACUCGCCAUCGCAUGGGCAUGGGCAUGGGCACGGGCACGGGCACGGGCAUACGCUGCUGGCCAAUGGAACGACCAAUGCCUCCACCGCCUCCACAAUCCACAAAUCCACAUUUCCACAGCAGCAGCAGCAGCAACAACUACAACAACAACAACAACAGCAGCAGCAACAGUUGAUCUCAUAUCCCGCUGUGGCUGCCACAUCAUCGCCGGCAUCCUCGCCGCACCAGCAUCAGCAUACGCACACGUAUCCGCAUCCUGUUCAAUCACAUCCUUCACAUGGACAUGCACCGUCCCUGCAUGGCGGCAGUCGAUCUGGUAGCAUAACCAGCACCAACAGCGGAGGAGUCGUCUCCUCCAUGAGUCAUCAUCAUCAUCAUCAGCAGCAGCAGCAGCAACAGCAGCAGCAUCAUCAUCAUCGUCAUCCGGCUCUCAGUGGCGGCAGCAGUAGCAUUGAUUUCGGAGAUAUGGCCCUUGGCCUGCGUCAGCAUCCUCAUCAGCAUCUCUAUCAGCAGCAGCAGCAGCAUCAUAAUCAUCAUCAACAGCAUCAGCUGCUCUCCACUGGCGGCGGCAGCAGUGGCGCCUUCAUGCGGUAAGUCAAUAAACUUUUCCCCUCGAGCAACGGGUCGGGUGUGUUAAUGAAAUGAAAAGAAAAGAAAAGAUCGAUCAAAGCUAAUUUUGAAUCUAGAAACAGAUUAAUUUAUGUGAUUGGGAAAGGCUUUUAGAACAACAACAAAAAGAAAAAAAAAAAAACAAAUGCAAUUAAUAUCGAUUGGCGAAUAGAUUUAAUUGAUUUAAUGGGGUUCAAACAUCGAAACAUUCAAAAACAAACAAAGAAUUUCAGCUGCGAAAAAAAAAGCGAAAGGGAAAAAAAUUAGACAGAGAUUUUGGCUUAACAAUUGAAUCCUCACCUGAAGAUAUUAGAUAUUAAAUUAGGGGCUACCAAUCCAAUCCAAAACCAGGUCUGAUGCCCAUCGUGCCGCCAUCGAAACAAUUUUGAUACAGAAAUAUUUUCGAAUGUUUGCUUAACUAAUCAAUUUCGAUCUGUCGAAUGUCUCGAUGCAAAAACCCAACGGAUUGAAGCUAGAACUCCUAACCCAUAAACGUGAACUGAGAACUAAUCAUUAAGGCAGUAUCAUUACGCCAUCAAAAGACUUGGCAAUGGGUAUGGCUACCGCAAAGAAAGCGUAGCUCUUGAUAAUGUCCCAGACGAACGGUUCGUUAUAUAUCGCAUUGCAUAUAACGCGAAUCUUGUCAGCACGUUUCUUAAAAUCAAUCAUAUUGCGAGUGGGUUCCACUGUAAAAACAAAAUGGAAAUUAGUCACAUUAUUAAAUGGUGUAAAUAUUUUGAUUGAUUUCCCUUACCUGCUGGUGGCUAUUUGGUCAAUUAUUUGUAAAGUAAUAUUAUUCCUUUUUUUGAGAUUGAGACAGGGACAGAGACAAGCUAGCUGCCGUUUUGGCGGUUGAGGCGGUGCAGACUGUUGAGAGGCGUUGAGGCUUGGUUGCUGCAAAAUUGUUUAACUAUUUCAAAAAUUUCAAAUACCUGAUUGUAUAUGAACUGUUGUUUAGUUCAGGUUGAGACAGAGAAAAAAUCCCGUUGAGUCUUGUUGCUUGGUUGCUACAAAAUUGUUUAGUUUUUUGUAAAAUAUAUAAUUCCUUUUUGUAUCUGAAUUUUCGUUGUUCAGCUUGAGACAGAGACAAACAAACUCCCCCUUUUAAAGUGACUAUGAAAUAUUUGGCAAGGACUACUUGGUUCCCGAAUUUCGAAACAACAGAAAAUAAUUCAAUAAUUAUUUGUGGGGAAAUAAAUGGUGAAUUGAUGUAAAAAAGGGUGUGCUUAAUGUUUAAUUGCUUAUGUCCAGCUCAACGAUAUGAUAGGAGGCAGACACAGACAGAACUGUUACAGAGAAAAGGAGGAUGUGUGGCAAUGUGCCACCGUUUCUAGAGUGCAGUAAAUUUUCCUUGGUCUUUGAUUUGCAUUGACAAAUAUUUAGUUACAAAUUGUAAUUGACAUUUUAGAUUUUUAAAUGCACGCUGAACAUUUCCGAAUAAUAAAGAAAUUAUUGAAUAAUUGUUGGCCAGAAUUAACAUAAAACGAAAUUUUGAAUAUUUCUGUAUAAUUAAAUAAUAACAAACAAGAAACAGAAUUAAAUAAGUGGGGAUUGCAUAUUGUUGUAGCUGGAUAGUUGAAUCGCCAAAAGUCCGAAAUGUACCCACAACCCACCAGGACACUGUCAUUGACGAUUCAGGCCAGGUUUCAUGGGAGGUAAUGGUAUGGCAGGUUCAAUUCUUGACAAAAGAACAUUUUAGGAGAGCCAUUUACACACCGAAAAAAUUCAAUGUACCAUUGAAAUUUAUGCAUCUUGAUAUUUUAGAAUUAUCUUUGCACACAUGCACUUCGGUGUCGGUUCAGUAGUCACAUGUUGGGUCUUCCAAGUGCCACUGAUUUUAUAUUCGACUGUGAAUUCAUGAAGGGUUGCGUUCUUAGUCUGGUCAGUGUGGCAUGAUGUUAGAUUUUUGUGCACCUCUUUUGUGUAUGUUUUCAGCCCUAAGGUUCCAGUUUCAUGGGAUACUUUACGAUCUUUCCUUUUGAAGAUUUAUUUACAAAUAUUUCUGCAUUCAGUGUUGUAAUGGAAAUGUCAAGCCAUCCUCUGGCAAGAUGCCUGAAAUACAAAGCAAUUAUUGUUUAGAUUUCUAUAUUGUUGAGUGAGACAUGUGAAAAUGGAAACAAACUUUGUGAAUGUGAUCCUUGGCAUCCAAUCCGUGUGCCCCACUCCUCUGCGUUGUCUGUGAUGCGUGAUUUAUGGAUGGCGAUUGAAGUCCAUUGACUGCGGAGCAUGUGGAACCUGAAGAGGAAAAAAGAGGCCAAAACAAAUCAGCUGGAACUGAAACAGAAACAGAAACAAGCAAAUAACUAAGUGGAAAACUCUCAAUGAGACACGAGAAAUGUUUUUCGGCUUCUCUGGGUACGAUACGAAUAUGAGGAGAGGGAGAGAGAAAGGGAAACACACACACAGAGAAAAGCAGAGGCAAAGAGCAGGGAAAUUCAAGCUGCUGAUGAACUAAAUGACAUUAAUAAUGUCAUAACCGCAUAAUGAACCACAAACCAACGAAUGGAGCGGAAUGGCACAGAACAGAACGGAACGAACAAUGCGAAUAAUUAAAGACAAUUUGCAAAUGUGGAAAACUGUGCCCAAUGCAUCAGACCCCAGCCCAAAAACCCCAAAACCCUGUUUUGUCCCGCCUACCCUGUCCCGGCUACCCUGUCCCGCCUAUCCCGCCAUAAUGUCCAGUUUUUUUUUUGUUUUUGUUUUUUCUGUGGCCUUAAUUUAUAUUGGGGAUAAGGGGGACACCCAACCACCCUGCCCCCUACACCACUCACGCCAUAUAAAAUAUGGAAAACCCAACAAAAUAUGCGAGGGGUAUGGUGGGGGGUGAGUCUGUGUCUUUUUUGGAUGAUUUCAUUCCGUCAUCAGAAUUUCUGUUCAUACGAAAUAUUCUCAUCUCAUUUCAUUCAUCUCUCGUCCCUCUGUCAUACAUUUUUGCCCCAACCAUUGUUUUCCCAUUGUAUCUGUACGGAAUGAAAAUUUAUAUGCCAUGCAUAUUUUCUCUUAUAUUUUAUUUUAUUCGAUAUAGCAAAUGUAGUGUGACGUCUGAAAAUCAAGCAAUUCCUCAAUUCCUGGCUCCAAAAAAAAAAAAAAUAAACGGAACGAAAAACUGGAAUCAAUUCUUGGGGUUAAUUAAGGGGGAAAUGCCACAAAGAAAACAAUUGAAAUUACUUGAAGAAUAAACAACAGAUUGAUUGGGACUAAAGGUACAAAGAAAGCGAAAAAUUUCUGGUGUAUAAAAAAAAGGGGGAAUAUUUAUCUCAUGUUGCUCUCAGGGGCAAGUCAAGUCAGAGCCGCUUGGCUGUCGCUUUGUGCCGCCACUUAAUGCUGCAGUCGUUUCACCAUGGAUGGGGGGGACAAGGUCGUACCCUAAACAUGUUAUCACUUUAACCUUUGGGCUCUAAACUUCUUUACCUUUACCUUUACCGUCUCCUCUCACUUGGUUUGUUUAUACUUUACAUUUUUCUUUGCUCUGCACUUUGUCACGUUUUUCUCUCCGCACAAUUUCAAUGUGCAAUUUUCAAAUUAUCAUUUGUAUUUUUCUACCCUGCACACAUUACGUGAGGCAGGGCAACAGAGAACUGUAAUAGAUUAGCAAAACAUAAUUUCUCCAGAACAACAGAACGUGUAGAAUGGAGAACAGAGCUAUUAUGAAAGGAGAUUUACAGAUCCCAGCGCAGGCAUUCAUAUUCAUUUAUUUAUUAUUCGGUAAUAAUUCUCGAAAAUGCAUGAAUAAUAUUUGUAAAUCUUUUGGAACGAUCUACAAUCUGUUGAGUUCCGAAAGCCUCGCCUAUGCUGACAAAGGGUUUUCAUACUUAUUACAAGUAAAAGAUUUAAUUGGUGGCACCUGCUGUUCGAGUUCCUGUGAUGACUCAGAAAGCGUCAGAUGGUGAAUGGAAAUUGGUCUAAUUUUCUUGUCGUUUCCCCCUUCACUCUCUUUCCGGCUGCAUUUUCGCCACUUGAUAAUUUUACACGUCCAUUAAAACUGAGUUUGACGUUCCUCCCAUAUGAGAUUUCUGUGGCCCCGUGGUCGCUGUCCCAUAUGAAUUAUUGAGAAUUAUUUUAAUAUGCAAAACGCAAUGGCGAACAAUAUUUUUUGUACCCUCCUGUGCAACCCUGUGCCCGCCUUGUCACAAUCUCAUGGCCCUGCCAUCGUCUCACAUUGCGUAUACGCAGCGUUGUUGCAUAUGAAUAUGAAUAAAUAAAUCAAUUAAUACAUAUAUUGUAAAAAUGCAGCAACAAAAGCAAUAACACAACUCAUUGACUAAUCAAUAAAUAGGUGGGGGGAGGGUGGUGAGAGAGAGAGAGAGGGAGAGAAAAAAACUUGGAAGAAGAGGAAAAUCACUGCAAUACCUUAUACAAAUAUCGGAGUGUAAAUGGAUACCCGACACCCAACACCCGACGCCGACACCAACACGUCCCCCACCCUGAUAAAAUCCCAGUACUUUGCCCGAACAAUACACAAUGGGAAUAGCAUUUUUUUUUCGUAUAUAUCUGUUUUUUUUUUUGUGACUUGCCGACGCGCGACACACCGCGCGCGCUCUCUCUCUUGUUCCACCAUUGUUAAAUAAUUACGACAAAUUUAAUUGAAUUUUGUAUGGAACGAUCAUCAGGGCGAAGCAGAAGAAGAAACAGAACAGGCGGGGAAAUCAGAGGGCAGAAUAAGCGAAGAACCUGUGGGAUCUGCCAGAGGCAGCAGCAGUACAAGGAGGCACUAGAACCAGUUGAAGCAGUGUAGAAGCGAUCUCAAGCAUAAAUUAU
Molecule: messenger RNA, 6409 nt
Organism: Drosophila obscura
Lineage: Eukaryota; Metazoa; Arthropoda; Insecta; Diptera; Drosophilidae
Product: ell-associated factor Eaf-like
Exons: 3
Coding region: 341-1636 (431 amino acids)
Molecular function (GO): protein binding
Source: RefSeq, a predicted model, not a curated record